Molecule: messenger RNA, 1919 nt
Organism: Trichoplusia ni (cabbage looper)
Lineage: Eukaryota; Metazoa; Arthropoda; Insecta; Lepidoptera; Noctuidae
Exons: 2
Coding region: 180-1919 (579 amino acids)
Source: RefSeq, a predicted model, not a curated record
GUCUUGCAACGAAUUUAAGGGAAAGACAACUCGGUCAUAUCAAUGUUUGUUAUGGCUGUGGUAAAUCAGUUACACGUGCCAGAAGACACGAAAUUGUGGAGGGAAGCCCUCUCGCCUCACUUGUAUCACUGUGGCAUCAUCAUGUUAGAGCAGCCAACUUUUUAUGUCAUGGUUGUUACAUGAGAGCUAACAGAGAAGUGAGCCGAAGAAAUAUUACUGAUUCCAACCGUUUUGAUGCCUUAGAAGAUCAUCAAACAGAUGAAAAUAUCCAAAUACCAAUUCCUCCACCACUUCCUCCACCACUUCCUCCACCACUUCCUCCACAACUUCCUCCACCACUUGCCCCACAUCUUCAUCUUAGCGCAGGUCAAGAUGUUUCAUCAAUUGCCCUGCCUAAUUAUAGACGUUGUGCUAAUACAUCUAGGCGAUGCAUAUUUGAUGGAUGUCAGCAAAGUGCAGGUCAUUUAGUGCCCACCUUAAUUAAAUCAGCCUUGCUGUUUCAUAAUAAGCUUUAUGUGCCUCGAUGUGCAAGGAUAUGUGAAAAUCAUUUGCAUUCUAAUGAAUGGGAGCUAUUAUUAGAUAACUCAAGUUUAACAAAUACUUUCACAGCACUUGAAAUUGAAAACUUGUUGGACAGUAAAAAUGUAGAAAAUGUUAUUGAUUUUGAAAAUAUUGAUUUAAUGCCUAAUCAUGUAUGCCAUUAUUGGACAGGGCGCACCACCCAAGAGUUCAUUGAAUUGCAUAAUAGUAUACCAAUACAGUCUGUUGUUCCCAAAAAUUCAAAAUCUGCAUUAGCAAUGCUUUUAAUUAAGUAUCGAACUGGUGAUAGUGAUGCUAGGAUAUCUAGUUUUUUUAGAAUUGCUAAAUCUACUUUGCAAUACAAAAUGAAUCUUGUGAGGAAUUGUCUGACUGAUCAUUUUGUUCCGCUUCAUCUUGGUGUGUCUCACAUCUCUCACCAAGAAAUAGUUGCACGAAACACUACCAUUCCUGAAAAAUUAUUUGGAAAUCCUCACUCUGAUGCUUCUGACAGGUGGGCCAUAGUUCAGUGUGAUGGUACAUACCUUGACGUACAAAAAAGUUCCAACUAUAAAUACCAAAAAAAGACAUACAGUCUUCAUAAGUAUCAUAACCUUACAAAACCAUUCUUAGUAGUCUGUUGUGAUGGUCAUAUUAUAGAUGUUUUUGGACCAUUUGCUGCAACCCAAACAGACGCGGAAAUAAUGAAUUAUUUAGUUUCUAGCAGUGGUGGGUUAUUUCAAUACUUUAGGCAAAAUGAUGUAUUUAUUUUAGACCGUGGCUUCAGAGAUUCGGUUUCCAACCUAGAAGCUCUUGGUUACAAGGUACAUAAACCUGAAACUAAAGAUGAAGGGGAAACUCAAUUAUCAACCUUACAGGCGAACAAAAGUAGAUGUGUCACGCUGUGCCGAUGGGUUGUAGAAGUUGUCAAUGGCAGGUUUAAACGGGACUAUAAACUUUUUAGAAAUGUUUUUAUUAACUUGGCUUCUGCACACAUGAUGGAGGAUUUUAGGAUUGCUGCUGCACUCAUUAAUAAAUUCCACAAAGUAAUAGAAAAUCCUGAAAAUGCUGAUCAAAUUGUUCAAAUAGCAACCUCAAGGUUGAACUUACCUAAUUAUUUAGGUCAGUUUAUACAAGAGUAUAAUUUAAACAGACGUAGAGUAUUGCAAUUAUUAUUUGCAAGAAUUGAUGCAAACCUGCCAGAACUUAAUAGAUUUCCACGUUUAGAUAUGAAUGAGUUAAAACUAAUUUCUUUAGGACCGUAUCAGAUGAAGCAGGCUCGCUCAUAUUAUGGCGAGCACAUUAGAGAGCGAGAUAUUUAUAAUAAUAAUAAUAUUAAUAAUAAUAAUAUCUUUAUUUCGAACCAGAGUCCAUAUUUAGAAAUACAAUUUAAAUACUGUUAA